Messenger RNA from Branchiostoma floridae (Florida lancelet), 783 nucleotides. RefSeq lists its product as uncharacterized. The transcript has a single exon. Bases 1 to 783 code for a protein of 260 amino acids. The record is from RefSeq and is a predicted model, not a curated record. Lineage: Eukaryota; Metazoa; Chordata; Leptocardii; Amphioxiformes; Branchiostomatidae.
AUGAUCAAUGAUGUUAGACCGGUCACCGAGAACUCACACUGGAAAUACGUAGAUGACUUCAAUCUGGGAGAGAUCAGGCUUAUCUCUACUCCGUCAUCGCUUCAACGUGAUCUGAACCACCUUGACAACUGGGCUACGGAAAACCACAUGCUACUCAACCCCAAGAAAUGCAUGGCCAUGCACUUCUCUUUCGUGCGCGCCCCCAUACAACCUCCAGUGCUGAGUCUUGCAGGGCAGACACUUAAAACCACCACCCAGGCUAGGUUGCUUGGACUCCACAUCCGCUCUAACCCGAAAUGGGAUGACCAGGUGGAUGUCAUGGUGUCCAAAAGUAGCAAAAGGCUGGUCGUCAUCAGCAGGUUGCGACGUUCCGGGGUGCCGAUCGCAGACCUUAACACCAUAUACUGCGGUUAUAUUAGACCAUUACUCGAGUACGCCGCUCCAUGCUGGGCUUCAGCACUCACUCAGAGACAGUCGGCCGCCUUAGAGCGGGUGCAGCGAAGGGCAUGCAGGUUGAUGAUGGGGCGUCAGUUCGUCUCUUACACGGCAGCUCUCCAGCACAUCGGCCUUGAGCGCCUUUCAACACGUAGACAGAAACUCUGUACUGACUUUGCCUUGAGAGUUGAAAGGUCUCCUCGCUUCUCCACAUGGCUGCCCCCUACCCGUGGACAACAACACGGCAGGCAACUCCGCAACUCUGCGCGAUACCAACAACCUACUGGGACUAACCGCUACCUAACCAGCGCUAUACCGGCAAUGAUCAAAUCAUUGAACGAACUGUAG